CGUAAUUAUCCCGUCCGAAGUACUUGAGUUUGACAGCAUUCUGACGAUGGAAUCCAGAGUUACACAAAGCCAAAUGUGAAAUUUCAGUCCCGCGUGUAAAAAGAGAAAACCCUGCCAUCCCCACAACUCAUUCCUAUGACUCUCACUCAUCCUCUUCAUUCCCCUCACAUUGCUGCAUUGUCGCUGCUUGGAAAAAGUGGUUCUGGUAACCCUAGUUCUAAUGGGGUUUUUCAAGCGUCUUGAGAAGCGCCUUGACAACAGCCUUGAGGCUGACGGAAAAUGGCGAGAACUUCAGAAAUCACGCCGGCGUGAAUUUAUAUGGAGAUACCCUCGCUCUCUAAUCUCGGACACUUUAGAUACUAUGGAACGCUGGGUCACGACACAUUUCGAACUGGAUCUCGCAGUGCAACGGCUUAUCGGGUUCCUGAUCGAGGAGGACAGAGUCAAUGAUCAGAUAGCGGUCAAUCCCAAAGCGGAGGAGAACUACAUAAAAGAGCUCGAGGCCCUGCAACCGAAGAUCGAGGACGAGCGCAGAAAAGUCUUCAAAGCAAAGACGAACAUAGUGGAUCUAUUCCUCCUCAUCCCCGAUGAGAAUUUCCGGCGGAGCGUCGAAACCACUCGCCGAAAUAACCCGGACUGGUCUCUCUCGGAAUGGCUGCGCAGCUACUGUGCAGGCAAAGGGGGCUGCUGCGGGCGUACAUGCGGAUGCUGCGAGGGGCCGAGACAUGGGAUCGAGACGAAGGGGUUCGGGCACUGUACGUCGGCUUGUGUGUGCUGUGAACAGGCUCGAGGGUUCCAUAUUGACACCUCAAAGGGAGAUGCGCACCUGCCGCAGUUUAAGAUAAAGGGAUAUCCCAAAAUACCGGUGAUGAAGGGGGUUUUUGAUGCUAUCGUUUGGGGUUUAUGAGUCUUCUUACUGCCAAGUUCUGUGUUCUUCGCUUAAUCUUAGCUCGCUUGCUUGCUUCCUGCCCAACUUCCACAGUGAUUUUGUGGUACUCUGCACCUUCCCUGUUUGCUUCUCCCUUGAUUUCCAGCUUGUCUCUGCAACCUUGAAAUAGCCAUGUCACUUGGAUCAAAUGAUGAGUCAGAAUAACCAAUCGGCUGUGUGCUUUUGUGCAGGAAAACAAUGAAAUCGUAUUUACGUGAUCCCCCUGUCUACAUUUCGGUGGAUUACUAGAUCAGAGCACUAAGCUGACGAGCCCAACAGCAUGCUUUAAGCCAUGCUCGGUGAUCCAGUACAUCCCUCUUCUCGAGGCCAAGAUCAC
Molecule: messenger RNA, 1265 nt
Organism: Aspergillus steynii IBT 23096
Lineage: Eukaryota; Fungi; Ascomycota; Eurotiomycetes; Eurotiales; Aspergillaceae
Exons: 1
Coding region: 221-907 (228 amino acids)
Source: RefSeq, a predicted model, not a curated record